Tachyglossus aculeatus (Australian echidna) is the source of this 3058-nucleotide messenger RNA. It is a transcript of the gene SEPTIN11, whose product is annotated as septin 11. Gene Ontology annotation, molecular function: GTP binding; GTPase activity; molecular adaptor activity. Gene Ontology annotation, biological process: cytoskeleton-dependent cytokinesis. The coding region runs from base 25 to 1353 and encodes 442 amino acids. The transcript is spliced from 11 exons. The record is from RefSeq and is a predicted model, not a curated record. Gene Ontology annotation, cellular component: septin ring; microtubule cytoskeleton; septin complex. Lineage: Eukaryota; Metazoa; Chordata; Mammalia; Monotremata; Tachyglossidae.
UGCACCCCCCCGGCCCCCCACCCCAUGGUCGGGGCUUCCAGCCGCCUCAUCUCCCUUCAUUCUGGGCUGCCAUCUGAGGCGAAUGAAGACCUGCGGAAUCUGUCGCUCUCCGGACAUGUUGGCUUUGAUAGUCUUCCCGACCAGCUGGUCAACAAGUCCACCUCCCAAGGUUUCUGCUUCAACAUCCUCUGUGUCGGAGAGACUGGCAUCGGCAAGUCGACGCUGAUGGACACCCUGUUCAACACCAAAUUCGAGAGCGAGCCGGCCACGCACAACGAGCCCGGGGUGCGGUUGAAAGCCCGGAGUUACGAGCUCCAGGAGAGCAACGUGCGCCUGAAGCUGACCAUCGUGGACACGGUGGGCUUCGGAGACCAGAUCAACAAAGAUGACAGCUACAAACCCAUAGUGGAAUACAUCGACACCCAGUUCGAAGCCUUCCUUCAGGAGGAGCUGAAGAUCAAGCGUUCCCUGUUCAAUUAUCACGACACCAGGGUCCAUGCCUGCCUCUACUUCAUCGCACCCACGGGCCACUCACUCAAGUCCCUGGACCUGGUCACCAUGAAGAAGCUCGACAGCAAGGUGAACAUCAUCCCCAUCAUCGCCAAGGCGGACACCAUCGCCAAGAACGAGCUGCACAGGUUCAAGAGCAAGAUCAUGAGCGAGCUCGUGAGCAACGGGGUGCAGAUCUACCAGUUCCCCACAGAUGAGGAGACCGUGGCCGAGAUCAACACCACCAUGAGUGUCCACCUUCCGUUCGCCGUGGUUGGCAGCACCGAGGAGGUGAAGAUCGGCAACAAGAUGGCCAAGGCCAGGCAAUACCCGUGGGGCGUGGUGCAGGUGGAGAACGAGAACCACUGUGACUUCGUGAAGCUGCGGGAGAUGCUGAUCAGGGUGAACAUGGAGGACCUGCGGGAGCAGACGCACACCCAGCACUACGAACUGUACCGCCGCUGCAAGCUCGACGAGAUGGGCUUCAAGGACACCGACCCGGACAGCGAGCCCUUCAGCCUGCAGGAGACGUAUGAAGCCAAGAGGAACGAAUUCCUGGGCGAACUCCAGAAGACCGAGGAAGAGAUGAGGCAGAUGUUCGUCAUGAGGGUGAAGGAGAAAGAGGCUGAGCUGAAGGAGGCUGAAAAAGACCUGCACGAAAAGUUUGACCUGCUGAAGCGGACCCACCAGGAGGAGAAGCGGAAAGUGGAGGACAAGAAGAAGGAGCUGGAGGAUGAGGUGAACAGCUUUCAGAAGAAGAAAGCAGCGGCUCAGCUCCUCCAGUCCCAGGGCCAGCAGGCCGGGGCCCCCCCUACCAAGAAGGACAAGGAGAAGAAAAAUAGUCCUUGGCUCUGCACGGAGUAAACGGUGUGCCUCCCUUCCUCUCUAGUUUGGGAUGUGCUUUCUCCCACAUCUUCUUCUUUCUGUAAUCCUCCCGUGGGCCAGCCCUUCUCUCUCCUAGCGGACAGUAGCACCUAAAGGAGCAGCAGCAGUUGUAAAUAGACCUAUUCGGGGAGCCUGCCCUCCCAGCCGGCACUGACUCCUUCCCCUUUAGACCACGGGCCGCGGGCCGGAGGGUCUGUCUGCUCGCCCCCGCCACCCCACCCUCCGCAGCAGUCUGAGGGAGCAGAGCGCGGGACAGGGGGACACUGCUUGGUGACUGGUAAACAAGACUCGCCCAGACUGUGGAGCCAGUCGAUACUCCUCUAGGCCCUGGCCCACGAGCAGCUUCGACGGCAGCCCGCUCGGGCCAGAAGACCGGUUCUGUUUCCCGCUGGCUUUUGGUCACUCGGUUCACGCCGCAUGGACCGAGAUGCGGAGAGAAUGUCUUCUUUACCUUGCUUUUACUCUCCGGGGGAUGAACCCGGGUCCAGGAGGGGCUGGAGGAGCGGCCCUGGCUGGCAAGGUCUGGCACGUCUGCACCGGGGCUCCCAGGCACCAGGAUGCCAGUGGUUUGCGGAGAAGAGGAGGAGAAUGAGUCGGAGCUCUGUUCGGGUUGGGGGCGGCAUCUGACUGGAGAGCUGGGCCUCACCUCGUGGGUUUGGAAUGAUCGCCUCCGUGGUUUGGGCUGCUGCUCACAGGCUGGGAGAUAUCCCAGCCUGGAACAUUGUACCCAACUUUAUGUAGCGGUAUCAUGGCAGGUUUCCAGGGAAGGACCUGGAACUCUUUCUGUGUGCGGCGACUUAGCGGGACAGCCUGUCCAGCCCAGUACUCUAUCUCCAAUGGGGGAACCAGAUGGCUAAGAGGAACUAGGUCUUUAUCGUGAUUAGAAAUGGAUCAGCCAACACCCCUAACCCCUCUCUACCCUUGACCCACUCCCUCGCCUUCCACCAUGGACCCUUUGUCCAGGGGUUCUUCCUUCUGGACCCCUUGCUGAUGUUUCUGGCUUCCUGUGGGAACGGAUUCCACUGUGGUCACCUCUGCUAGAUGAAAAGGGCUCUAGGGUGGCUUCUCAGCUCUAUUUCCAAGUGUCCAGCUGCAACAGACUCAGUUUCCGCCAAUCUCCGUCUCUUUCGCCCUUGGGAGAAAGAGCAAGGGGCCUGCUGUUGAGAGCAGUCCCAAACCCGCCCUGGCUCCCCUUUGUAGAGCACAGCAGGGACAUUCCAACCCAUCCAAGGGUCCAGCUGGGACAGGGCCUGGUGGCCUAGGGAUCAAAGCUCCCAGGGCAGAACCAGACUGGACUCUGAAUCUUCAUUCACCCCCUUAGGUCCCCAUUCCAGCCUGCUCUGCCCACCAGUGAGUAUCAUUCAGGCCCUCUGUUCCUCCUCCUUCCCUCCCCUUUCUCCCUCCUCCCACGGGCUCACUUCUCCGCCCCCUUCCCUCCCGCCACCCCCCCAUUCCCCAGCCCAGACCCUUCCUCUGGAUAAACCUCAUUUAUUUAAGGAUCUGCUUCACUUUCUAAAAAAGCAAAUUUGUCCCUGUUGAGUAGCUUGACCACUACUACCCUUCUGUCCUUACUGGGGGUAACUGGUAUUGACUGUGCUUUAAUUCGUGCUGGGCAGGGCGGGGGUGGGGUCUGGGAUCUUCCCCCCCACCCUUUCCUCAGCUGGAGUUCAUUCAUUCAUUUGUA